UCGAGAUAAAUCUCUCCCUCAUCUUUUGUGGUACCCAAUCAAUCCCCUCGACUUUGUCUCAGUCACGUCGCUUCCUCAUUUAUCUUCGGAUCUCUAUAGAGCGAAGACGUGCUUCUCUGAUUGAUUCUUUGAUUGUAAAUUGAUUUUGCGAUCAGGUAGAGCGAGUAUGAAGAUUCAUCAUCUUCUGGUGGUAGUAGUCUCUGUGUUGUUGAGCUUAGUUUUAAACGGAGAAGGUGGGAUCACAAGUAGCUACGUCCGCUCCGAAUGGCCCGCCGUUGAUAUUCCACUCGACCACCCAGUUUUCAAAGUCCCUAAAGGCUACAACGCUCCACAACAAGUGCAUAUAACACAAGGUGAUUAUGAUGGAAAGGCAGUUAUCAUCUCUUGGGUGACUCCUGACGAGCCUGGCUCCAGCACCGUCCAUUACGGCACCGUUCAGGGCAAAUACGACUUUGUGGCUCAAGGCACACACUCAAACUACACUUUUUACAACUACAAGUCUGGCUACACCCAUCACUGCCUUGUCUCUGGCCUCCAGUAUGAUACAAAGUACUAUUACAAGAUCGAAAGUGGUGAAUCUUCUAGGGAGUUUUGGUUUGUGACACCACCACAUUUACAUCCAGAUGCUUCUUACAAGUUUGGUAUCAUAGGCGACCUGGGCCAAACGUUCAACUCCUUGUCCACGCUGGAACACUACAUGAGGAGUGGAGCUCAAGCUGUGUUAUUCCUUGGAGAUCUCUCUUACGCUGACAGGUAUCAGUAUAACGACGUUGGUAUCAGAUGGGAUACUUGGGGCCGUUUUGUGGAGCGAAGUACCGCUUAUCAACCCUGGCUCUGGUCUGCUGGCAAUCACGAGAUCGAUUACAUGCCUUACAUGGGGGAAGUGACACCUUUCAAGAAUUACCUUGAGCGUUACACUACCCCAUACUUGGCUUCAAAAAGCAGUGAUCCUCUGUGGUAUGCUGUUAGGCGUGCCUCCGCUCAUAUCAUUGUCCUCUCCAGUUAUUCUCCUUUCGUGAAGUAUACACCACAGUGGAGAUGGCUUGAUGAAGAGUUCAAAAGAGUUGACAGGGAGAAAACUCCAUGGCUAAUUGUUCUGAUGCAUGCCCCUAUAUACAACAGUAACGAAGCACACUUCAAGGAGGGUGAAAGCAUGCGAGCAGCUUUUGAGGAUUGGUUUGUCGAAUACAGAGUCGAUGUUAUCUUUGCUGGACAUGUUCAUGCCUACGAGAGAUCGUACCGAGUAUCAAAUGUGCGGUAUAAUGUGUCAAGUGGAGAUCGUUUCCCGGUUCCAGAUACCUCAGCUCCUGUUUAUAUCACAGUUGGAGACGGAGGAAAUCAAGAAGGUCUUGCCGGAAGGUUUAGGGAACCACAGCCAGAUUACUCUGCAUUUAGAGAAGCUAGCUACGGGCACUCCACUCUGGACAUAAAAAACCGAACACAUGCGAUAUACCACUGGAACCGCAAUGAUGAUGGGAAGAAAGUAGCAACAGAUGAGUUUGUGUUAUACAACCAGUACUGGGGAAAGAACAUUAGACGGAGAAAGCUGAAGAAGCAUUAUAUCAAGAGUGUUAUGGUUGACUGGAUUGCCAGUUGAUUUGCUUACUAAAGUAUAGGCGAAGAUAUUCGUCCAACUCUUUACUCUUUUUCUACCAGAUCUUGAUUACUUAUAAUAUUGUUUGUGCUUAUUCAUCCAUGAAAUUUAAUAUUCUAAUAAGACAUAAACUAGCUAAAACAUAUAUACUUGCCUGUAACAGUUGUAGAGCCAGUGAUGUGCUCAGAAGUUUAAGCUUAAUGUAUUCAAGCAAGUGCA
Raphanus sativus (radish) is the source of this 1813-nucleotide messenger RNA. RefSeq names its product bifunctional purple acid phosphatase 26. Lineage: Eukaryota; Viridiplantae; Streptophyta; Magnoliopsida; Brassicales; Brassicaceae. The record is from RefSeq and is a predicted model, not a curated record. Gene Ontology annotation, molecular function: protein binding; acid phosphatase activity; metal ion binding. The transcript is spliced from 9 exons. The coding region runs from base 167 to 1597 and encodes 476 amino acids.